This is a messenger RNA of Penicillium cataractarum, 3930 nucleotides long. RefSeq names its product SKI complex RNA helicase subunit SKI2. The coding region runs from base 1 to 3930 and encodes 1309 amino acids. NCBI's taxonomy places the organism in Eukaryota, Fungi, Ascomycota, Eurotiomycetes, Eurotiales, Aspergillaceae. Gene Ontology annotation, cellular component: Ski complex. Gene Ontology annotation, biological process: nuclear-transcribed mRNA catabolic process, 3'-5' exonucleolytic nonsense-mediated decay. The record is from RefSeq and is a predicted model, not a curated record. The transcript has 5 exons. Gene Ontology annotation, molecular function: RNA binding; RNA helicase activity; ATP binding.
AUGGCGGAUUCGCUGACUUCGGCUAUGGAGCAGCUGCGACUAACAGCUCAGGAUGUUAACCCAGACUUGUUCCAAUCUCGACUGGAGGCUCCGCUCGCCGAGGAAGACAAAGAUACACAAAUCAACACCAGGUCUCGCAAGCAAACGACCAAGAGUGGAGAGGAGCUAUUAGCAGAGCUGGAGGCUGAAUUCUUGACACCAUCUUCUAAAUUCAGCUCCAAUUGGCUCAACCAGCUACAAAAACGAUGGGACGUACCUGUAGACACCACAGACCUCUUCGAGAUUGCCCCCACACAGACGCGAACCGUCACUCGAUUUACACGAGAAGGACUGGAAGGACGGGUAACGGGAUAUCAUGAAGUGACUAUCCCAGCGACGAGUGAUACAGCCAAGAACUCAACCUCUCUUCUUCGCCGUCCUGCUGGUCGUGCGGAAUUUGUCAGAGGCGCGGCCGGGUUUUUCCCAUUCGCACCUGGUGGCUUGGAUGCAGUCGAGGCUCUGGCUGAAAUGGAGGCCGAUGCACAGACUGCCGAGCAAUCACGCAGUGGUGGAAAGAAGGCAGGACUUGAUCGGAUCAUCAACUUUGGUUCUGAGGGCGGUCUCUUGACGACACCUCCUGGCUUUGAACGUGGUCUCACGUUUGCAGAGGCAAAAUCUAAGGAGGCUGCUGAGGGCGAUCAGGAAGUGGAGUAUGCCCUUCUUCAGGAGGAGAGCAAUCUCCAAGUUGACAAGCCUGAGACUACACCCGAGGCUGAUGGAACCGCUGAGGCUGGUGUUGAGGAUGAAGAAAGUGAUAUGGAAGAAGAGGAUAUUGACGCUUUAUUGCCAGUCGAAUUCCCUGCGCUCGAACCGCGCAACCAGCUCCUUGCGGGUAUUCAAAAGCAGAAGGGUAGGGAGUGGGCUCAUGUCGUUGAUGUGAACAAAGAAAUCACCAACUUCAGUGACCUGGUUCCGGAUAUGGCCCGAGAAUGGCCAUUCGAGCUGGAUACCUUCCAAAAGGAAGCCGUGUACCACCUGGAGAAUGGCGACUCCGUCUUUGUGGCCGCACACACUUCUGCCGGCAAGACGGUUGUCGCGGAAUAUGCCAUCGCACUGGCAAAUAAGCAUAUGACGAAAGCCAUCUACACAUCUCCUAUUAAAGCCCUGAGUAACCAGAAAUAUCGUGACUUCCGCACAACCUUCGAUGAUGUCGGUAUUCUCACGGGUGAUGUUCAGAUCAACCCCGAAGCCAGCUGUGUGAUCAUGACCACAGAAAUUCUUCGAAGUAUGCUUUACCGAGGCGCCGAUCUCAUCCGCGAUGUCGAGUUUGUCAUCUUCGACGAGGUGCAUUAUGUCAAUGAUCUUGAGAGAGGAGUUGUCUGGGAGGAAGUCAUUAUCAUGCUUCCGGAGCACGUUACCCUCAUCCUUCUGUCCGCCACUGUUCCCAACACCUACGAGUUCGCCUCUUGGGUUGGCCGCACAAAGAAGAAGGACAUCUACGUGAUUUCGACACCCAAGCGACCCGUGCCUCUGGAACAUUAUCUAUGGGCUGGCAAGGAGAAGUUCAAGAUUGUCGACUCCAACAAGCGAUUCAUCGAAGGCGGUUGGAAGAAGGCAAAUGAUGUACUGUCUGGCAAAGAUGCUAGAGCCAAAAAGGAGGCGGAGGCUCAAGCCCAGGCCCAAGCGCAGCGCGGUGGACCUCAAGGGCGAGGACGUGGACGGGGACAGGAUACUGGCAGAGGAGGUCCUCGGGGUGGUGGCCAGCGUGGAGGUGGAAACAGAGGACAAGGAAGUGGAAACAGAGGGCAAGGAGGUGGGCGGGGGCAACCUUCUAAUCGCGGCACUGGCAAUAUUGCUCGUACUGGCCGUGGAGGUGGUCGCCAAUCCGCCGCCCAAGAUAAGAAUACUUGGGUUCACCUUGUGUCACAUCUUCGCAAGGAAGACCUGCUUCCAGCCUGCGUUUUCGUCUUUUCCAAGAAGCGAUGCGAGGAAAACGCAGACUCUCUCACCAAUCAAGACUUCUGCAAUGCGACAGAGAAGAGCUUGAUCCACAUGAUGAUCGAGAAGUCACUCACGCGCUUGAAACCGGAAGACCGAACUCUGCCUCAAAUCCUUCGGCUGCGUGAAUUACUCAGCAGAGGUGUUGCCGUGCACCAUGGUGGUCUUCUCCCAAUUAUGAAGGAGAUUGUCGAAAUUCUCUUCGCAAGGUCCCUGGUCAAGGUUCUCUUCGCUACGGAGACGUUCGCUAUGGGUCUGAAUCUGCCCACCCGAACAGUAGUCUUCUCUGGAUUCCGCAAGCACGACGGCAAAAGCUUCCGAGACCUGCUACCUGGAGAGUACACGCAGAUGGCUGGUCGUGCAGGACGCAGAGGUCUCGACACCGUGGGCUAUGUGCUCAUCACGAAUAGUGGCAAAGAUGAGGCUCCACCUGCUGGUGCUUUGAAGAAGAUGAUUCUCGGGGAUCCAACCAAACUCCGAUCCCAAUUCCGACUCACCUACAACAUGAUUCUCAACCUUCUUCGAGUGGAGGCUCUGAAGAUUGAAGAGAUGAUCAAACGGAGUUUCAGCGAGAAUGCUACCCAAGCGUUGCUGCCGGAACAUGAAAAGCAAGUCCAGCUUUCCGAGGCCAGCUUGGAGAAGAUCAAACGGCCGCCUUGCGAGAUUUGUGACGUGGAUCUUGCUGCCUGCCACGAUGCUGCAAUGGAGUACGAGAGGCUCACCGCAGAGUUGCACAGCGGCUUGCCCACAACUCCCGCUGGUAAACGACUCUUUGAAGUCAAGAAGCUUGUCGUGUAUCGAAAGGAUGGACUACGCACCGCUGGAGUGAUUACCAAGGAGGGUGUCACCACCGGGGCCGUUCCUUGCAUCACCGUACUUGAAAUUGGCACCGUGUACAACCGACGUCAUCCCAGUGAUAUUCUUCCAUUCCUGCCCCAGUUCCGUCCAUACCUGCAGGAAUUGCCCUCCAACGGCGCGUCUAUGCAUCUCAAGAUUUGCAAGAUCCCAGUGUCAGAUGUCGAAUGCAUUACGACCACCAGGUGCAAGGCUGGUGGACCGAUUUGGUAUUUGAAUAUCAAGAAAGAAGCGGUAAAGUUUGCGGAUAAAGAGCUAACCAAGUUCACUUCAUCCUGGCUUAGUGAUCGAUGGGACGAGAUCGAUUGGGUCCGCAUCAAGGAGUUGCAGUCGCGGGAUAUCAUAGACCAGCGGAGGGCCAAGGCACAGUUCAUCCAGUCAUGCCACUGCUUGCAAUGCCCCAAAUUCAUGGACCACUUCGAAAUGCAACAUGACGAAUGGCAAGUGAAGGAGAACAUCUCGCAAUUGAAGCAGUUGAUGUCGGAUCAAAACCUUCAACUGCUUCCAGACUAUGAACAGCGUAUUCAGGUCCUGCGAGAGCUCGGGUUUGUCGACGAGCAGUCCCGUGUGCAAUUGAAGGGCAAGGUUGCCUGUGAAAUCCAUUCCGCCGAUGAACUGGUUUUGACCGAGCUGGUUCUGGAGAACGUCCUGGCCGAAUACGAGCCAGAGGAGAUCGUUGCCCUUCUGUCAGCAUUCGUGUUCCAGGAGAAGACCGAUAGUACCCCUACCCUCACUCCUCGAUUGCAAAAGGGCCAGGAGGCUAUUAUCCGUAUUGCGGAGAAGGUCAACAAUUACCAGGUCCUGCACCAAGUCAUCCAGUCUAGUGAAGACUCCAAUGACUUUGCCAGUGAGCCUCGGUUCGGCCUUGCUGAGGUGGUCUACGAGUGGGCCAAGGGCAUGUCAUUCAACCGCAUCACCGAUCUCACCGAUGUGAUGGAGGGAACCAUUGUCCGAACGAUUACUCGGCUGGACGAGACUUGUCGCGAGGUCAAGAACGCGGCCAAACUGGUUGGCGAUCCAUCGCUGUACACCAAGAUGCAGCAAGCGCAGGAGCUGAUCAAGCGCGAUGUCAUUUUCGCGGCGUCUCUUUACAUGUAG